Messenger RNA from Lytechinus variegatus (green sea urchin), 3392 nucleotides. RefSeq lists its product as uncharacterized. The transcript has 8 exons. Bases 181 to 3195 code for a protein of 1004 amino acids. The record is from RefSeq and is a predicted model, not a curated record. Lineage: Eukaryota; Metazoa; Echinodermata; Echinoidea; Temnopleuroida; Toxopneustidae.
GUAUCCGCUAUACGGAUGUAAGGCUUGUUUGUAAGGAAGAAGGAAAACAAAAGUCCUUCAUUCUGUCCGAGUCCUCACAAUUUGACUGAAAUAGGCCUAAUUUGAGCUGCAUAGUCAAAGAUUUCUUCAAUCUUAUUUUCAAUUUGAAUAAUUCUGAAGUUUGAAUUCACCACCAGCAACAUGAUGAGAAGAUUGAGGAAGUGUAUGAUCAUCAUCUUUGGUAUAUUGCCGAGUAUUAUCACUACUAACAGCGCCACUAUCGAAUACCUCAAUUUGGACCAUUGUGACGUUACCUAUGUCACCUCGCCCAAUUACCCAGACAACUAUGAUAAUAAUAUCAACAUGACAUGGAUGGUAACAGCGCCACUUGGUUACCGAGUAGUGCUCCGUUUUAUGGUGCUUGUCAUCGAGGUAAAUCAUGACUAUGUCACAGUCUUCGAUGGUUGGACACCUGUAUUUGAGGGCGCUGUUCAAAGACUUCACAUAUCCGGUUCUACCCCGCCUCGCUACAAUCUAACCUCUGUUGGAUCAUAUCUAUGGCUUCGAUUCACAAGUGAUGUCGAAUUAACACGAGAAGGAUUCAGGGCACUUCUGUCAUGCAUCCCUAUCCCUGUUGUAGAUUUGUCGUUGAUUGAGUCUUCCAACUUAUCAUCGCCGUUUUAUCCAGAACAAUACAACGACAAUACCGACCUUCUUUGGAAGGUAACAGCUCCAACUGGUUUCAGGGUCGUACUGACCUUCGCAGCAUUCAAUACAGAGAAUGAUCAUGACUUUGUGACUCUGUUUGAAGGUCGAUCUACCUUCUUCAACGAAUCUUCAUUAAGAAAGACACUUUCUGGGACUCCUCGAUUGGGUAAAUAUAAGUCUAUUGGUUCCCAUUUGUGGAUUCGCUUUACCAGUGAUGACAAUACUGUCUUGCAUAGCAGUUCAUCAAAGGGCUUUCAGGCGCUGCUCUCUUACACUACGGCACAAGUUUCAGAGGUGCUGCUAGUAGAUUCAGAAACGAUACACAACGUUACAUCCCCGAACUACCCUGACAGUUACGCCGGCUACGAUGAUAUCCUAUGGAGAAUCACAGCUCCAGAAAACUACCGAGUUCUUCUCCAUUUCAAAGACUUCAACACAGGAGACCAAGAUAACGUCACCAUUUAUGAAGGGCGUGGACCGAAUAUAGAGGAAUCUACAUGGCGAAGCAGAAAUUCUGGACAUGGUAGUCAGCAUAAUAUAACAUCGAUCGGAUCUUACCUUUGGAUACGAUUUAUUAGCGAGAGGAAUGACAAUAUCGAUGGAGCUGAUGGUUUCCGGUUGAUGGUCUACCCAAUCCCAAUACCUGAUAUCCAAUUGACGUCAAUCAAGGCAGUAAACUUGUCAUCUCCUAAAUAUCCUGGAUUAUACGACACUAACACUGAUAUCAUUUGGCGAGUGAUUGCUCCAUCGGGAAGUAAGGUAGUGAUCAGCUUCAUUGAUUUCCAUACCAAACAAGGUUCUGAUUUCCUAACCAUCUAUGAAGGACUGACAGGUGAUUUUGAGGGCGCUGUUCAGGGUUUCAGACUGUCUGGAGAGUCUUCCCCAGACAUUACCUCGACAGGAUCCUACGUGUGGCUUCGGUUUACAACCGGUAGCGAGAUAGACAGUUGCGUAUCAUGUAGCGGGUUCAUGGCGACGUUACAAGCAAUUCAAGGAUGUGAAAUUCAAUCGACCUUAUUAUCAUCACCUGAUGCAGAAGCACCUACUCUAAAGACGACAUCCGAAACAAACCUACAACCCAAUAUCAUUGUUAUAGCAUCAGUUGUGUCUUCUUUCAUACUACUCCUAGUUGGAUCGGUUCCUUUUACAUUAUUUAUGUGUCAUCGUAAGAGGAUAAAAACUGAGGAUUCUCAUGUGCCUGAUACUGAGUCUGCAGACCACAUGUAUAGGAAUCCAGUUUACAGUUCGAAUAAUGAAUCCAAGGACUGUAUCCCUUGCUCAAGAAGUCUUGAACUACACUUAUCGCCUUCUGAGCUCAGUCAGAGUGUGACUUCAAUUGCGGGUGUGGCUGAUGAAGAUGAUUUCAAUCUGGACUCUAAACGAAAUAAGUUGGAAGACACCGCUUAUUCAACUUACUGCUCUAUUUCUGAUCUACCAGAGAGUGAUCAACCAGCAUCCCUUCUUCCCAAGGUCGAUUUACCAGAAAAUACUUACGAGGCGUUUGCUGAAGGAGCCUUGCCUAACGAUGCAGCAAAUGACGAAGUAAAAUCAAGGGAUUCUGUAACCACUCUAAUAACAGAAGUUGCUCCUGAGAAACUACGUCUAACAGAAGAUGGAUAUGAAAAAUGCAUCGUGGAAAACAACAAGAUUGAUUCUUCUCCCUUAGAAGACGCCUUCAGGGGUAUGCUAGAAAGAAAAUUGCUACCAGAUCGUGAAGCACACUGUGAGUUCUAUACUGACAGUGAUACUGGCUUUAAUCAAGUAAACAUUCGAUCUAUCGCACAGAGUCCUGUACAGCGCAAUACACCUACUGAUGAUGGGCAAUAUCUGGAGGUUAAUGUCUAUACACCGACAGUUUUGGUUCGUACAUCAAUCAGUAAUGCUGAAGAGGAUGACUUACCUGAUGUAUCACAGGCUCCUAUCACCUGUAUAAAACUACACGCUGAUCCAGCAACACGUCGAGUAACAGAAGAUGGGUACGAAGAAUGUAUUGUUAACAACACUGGUGACGUUUCUAAACAUUUGGUAGAUAUAACAGACGCCACCAACGACACAGAGAGUGGAGAAACCUCAUCAACUCUUCAAAUGCAAUAUAAAUAUGAUUCUUACCGUGGCAAUUAUAAUGACAAUGGAUAUGAUCAACCCAGAGCAGUAGGUUCGUUACAAGCUAAAUCACCUGAAGACUAUAAAAACGAUGAUCAAUACCUUGAUGUUAAUAUUCCUAUACAGUCUAUUAGGAACUCUACAUCUAGUGCUAAUAGUGCAGCCUCGUUAUGUCGCGAAGAAGAAUACAAUAUAUUAGACUUUACGAGGUCAUGUCCGAGUUUACGAUAUCUUUCAAACUCUCAAAUAUCCUUAUCUAGGAGUGAAGAUGGCAACCGUUGUAAUGGUGAUACCUAUGAUGUUCUUACUCAUCGGAAGACGACAUCACCGCGAAACUCUGCCGACAUUUGCCUUCAUAAUGACAAUGUUUAUAAUACUCUUAGUAAAGUUAAACCACAGCACUGAGAUGAGCUUAAUGGAAUGUGUGAUUUCGCGGAGGAUUGCGAAAUCUGAACUAUUAUGCUACAUACUGUAAAAUGCAUGCGAUAGUUCAAAGACAAGCCUACCCCAACAAAAGAGUUGAUAUGAAUAAGAGAACAAUCCAAGCAUAAAACGAGAAACUUCAUCAAAAUCGGAUGUAAAAUAAGAAAGUUAUGAUAUUC